Messenger RNA from Loxodonta africana (African savanna elephant), 5121 nucleotides. Its product is annotated as succinyl-CoA:3-ketoacid coenzyme A transferase 1, mitochondrial-like. The record is from RefSeq and is a predicted model, not a curated record. Gene Ontology annotation, cellular component: mitochondrion. Lineage: Eukaryota; Metazoa; Chordata; Mammalia; Proboscidea; Elephantidae. Gene Ontology annotation, molecular function: succinyl-CoA:3-oxo-acid CoA-transferase activity. Gene Ontology annotation, biological process: ketone body catabolic process.
AUGGCGGCCCUGAGGCUCCUUUCCUCGGGGUUGCGGCUCUGCGCCCUCGCAGGCCGCCCGGGGGGCGCCCGGAUCGGCCCCGCUCUGUCCGAGGGUGGUGCUCGCUGCUUCUCCACCAGCCCCAGCCACCAGGUCAAGUUCUACGCAGACGCGGUGGAGGCCAUCAAGGACAUCCCUCAUGACGCCACCGUCCUGAUGGGAGGCUUCGGCAUCUGCGGGAUCCCCGAGAACCUGAUCGGGGCCCUGCUGAAGACCCAAGUGAAAGGGCUCACCGUGGUCAGCAACACCGUGGGCUUGGACGACUUCGGACUGGGCCUCUUACUGGCGAGCAAGCAGAUUAGACGCAUCAUCUGCUCCUAUGUGGGGGAGAACGCCCUCUGCGAGCGCCAGUACUUGGCCGGGGAGCUGGAGCUGGAGCUGACGCCCCAGGGCACACUGGCCGAGAGGAUCCGCGCGGGGGGCGCCGGGGUGCCCGCCUUCUACACCAGCACGGGCUACGGGACCCUGGUCCAGGAAGGAGGUGCGCCCAUCAGGUACUAUGACGAUGGCCACCUCGCCGUCAUCAGUAAGCCCAGAGAGGUGAGGGAGUUUCAUGGCCACCAUUAUUUUCUGCAGGAAGCCAUCAGAGGAGAUUUUUCUUUGGUGAAGGGGUGGGAGGCCGACCGCUCAGGAAACGUUAUCUUCAGGAAGAGCGCAAGGAAUUUCAACGUGCCUGUGUGCAAAGCUGCAGAAACCACAGUGGUGGAGGUUGAAGAAAUUGUGGCGGUCGGAUCAUUUUCCCCAGAAGACAUCCAUAUUCCUAGCAUUUAUGUAGACCGCUUGAUAAAGGGAGAAAAGUACGAGAAAAGAAUUGAGCGCCUAGCAGUCCGACAAGAGGGAGCGGGAAGACACACACCCGAAGAUAAUCUGAGGACCCGCAUCAUCAAACGGGCGGCUCUGGAAUUUGAAGAUGGCAUGUAUGCUAAUUUGGGCAUAGGAAUCCCUCUCCUGGCCAGCAACUUUAUCAGCCCAAAUAUGACUGUUCAUCUUCAGAGUGAAAAUGGGGUCCUGGGCUUGGGGCCAUUUCCAGUACAAAGUGAGGUGGAUGCGGAUCUCAUCAAUGCUGGCAAGCAGACGGUCACUGUUCUUCCCGGGGCUUCUUUCUUCUCCAGUGAUGAGUCAUUUGCAAUGAUUAGGGGGCACCUUGGUCUGACGAUGCUGGGAGGAAUGCAAGUUUCCAAAUACGGUGACCUGGCCAACUGGAUGAUUCCCGGGAAGAAGGUGAAAGGAAUGGGAGGUGCCAUGGAUCUAGUGUCCGGUCCCAAAACCAGAGUCGUGGUCACUAUGGAGCAUCGUUCAAAGGCAAAUGAACCCAAAAUCUUGGACAACUGUACAAUGCCGCUGACUGGGAAGCGCUGUGUGAACCGGAUCAUCACAGAAAGGGCCGUGUUCAACGUGCACCCCAAGAGAGGACUGACGCUGAUUGAGCCCUGGAAAGGCCUGACAGUGGAUGACAUCAAAAAGUGCACAGGGUGUGCCUUCGCAGUCUCACCGGACCUCAAGCCAAUGCAGCAAAUUACAAUGUAAGAUGGGACAUGGGCCUUUACCAUGGAAUGUGGGUUUCAUUUUCACCUCACGGGAAGUUGGUCAUCACAUUUGCAAGUUUCACAAGCGGUUUGACUAGUUUUCCUCCUGGUCCCUCAGACUUUCUACAGCUGGAUAGACUUUGUUCUCUCAAGAGGGAUAUGAAUCUAAUUAAAAACCGGAGAAAAAACAAAAGCUUGUCCUGGAUGUUCUGUUGGUGCUGAGAAAGCUCUGUGAUAAUCGGUGAGGACACUGGUGGCCCCCUCACUUUCUGUGAUAUUUACAUUCCGGUAUAUGUAGCCUAGAGGAUCACUUAGGAAGAGUUUGAUUGACGUGCUUUCCCUCAUAGUUCAAUCAUAAAAUAGAGACAAAAACGAGGGAGAAAAUAACUCCACCCAGAGUCUACUGAAGGCCCCAUUUUACUAAUAUCAAGAAUAAUAUACAAACAUGUGAAUUAGUGGUCGACAGAAAUAUCCCUAAAGAUUUCCCUUUUCCUUUGGCUCUUCUGACUUUUCCUCUGGGCCCUUUCAUUGUGUUGCUGAUUUUGUUUCCCUAUAUCCUUACUUCCUCCCGCCACACUCCUCCUUAUAGCUCAGUAGAUGUCCCUAGAAGGCAGGCAGGACCAUCUCGGUGGGACAGAGAACCGGGCGCUGGGAGAGCCUGCAGGAGGAGAGACUCUGGGUGCUGACGUUCCACUGGGAAGCUUCCUGUGUGAGUACACAAUCCACCUGUGCUCGUAAUAGGCUGUGGUUUGUGAGAGGAGGAGCGCUAGGACCCUAACUGGUGGACUUCGAUGGAUGGCUUUUCUCAUCUUAAAUCGGAGUGUUCCUGUGUUACCCAGACCAGACACUUAGAUCCUUCCUCUCUGUGUGGGGGCUCUAACUAGCCUCUUGUGUAACACUGUGUCUUAACCCAAGAGGGUCUGUCAGCUAUUUUAUCCUGAACCGAGAGUCUCAAAAAAUAAAAGGAAAAACUCACUCACUGUGUAUGUGUAAAGUGUUAAAAACGCCUGCGGGGAUCAUGGGCUUUAUACAGGUAGCUCUCAGGGUGUGCACAACUGAUAGGAGAUGUUAAGAUCAGAAAAUUCUAGCUGAUCAAGGAAGGUCAAGCAGCCUCACCCUGAAGGAAUGACCAGAUCUUGGAAGGGAGGGGCGGGGUGGCAGAGACAGUGCUCACUGAGGGGACAGCCUGGAGGGGCAGCUUAACCAUGGGAUGGAGGCAUGGGAUGCCAUUGAGUGGACAGUAGGGCAUCUUUUGGGGCCUCUGAGGAGGAGGGUAACCUGAUCUGCCCUGGGUGUCAGUUUUCCAGCAGCGGGUAGAGAACACAGAGGUUUCCAGAAGCAGACAAGUGGAAGGAUGUUACAAUAGUUGAGAGAAGGAAACACUGGGUCUCUCAUAUAAUCACUUUUUACCAAUCAAUCUCAGGGUCAAAAAUAAUCCUGGUCUUAAACAUGCCCACAGUGGGAUUUCCCUCCAAGGGUUCCAGCCCAGUCAUCCUGAUUGUCUGUCAUUGUGACAAUGGGGUUACCUCCCUGACUGCAGGCUGGGUCUGGGGUCACGUGGCACCUGGAACAGAGAGAAGCCUUGGGGAGAGGCAAUCUUAGGCCUGGGUACAUUGGGGAGAGGAUCUGAAUUGGGGGUUAACCAUUUGCCUGGGACAAGAUAGGGCAGGUGAGCUGCCACAAUAUUCUGGGCUGUGAUGGGGCCGCUCAGAAAUGGGGUGAGGCUGGGGCCUCGCUGGGCCCACCUGGGCUCAGAGGAGCACCAGCUCCAACCGGGCCUAAGGGGGAAGACCACAGUGUGCCCCACAUCUGGAAGCAUGCCCACGGCAUAGCUUGUCAUCUGUAAAGGGAACAGCACGCCUGUCAGUACUCUCACAAGGUCAGGUCUAGAGGCAGGGACCCUGGGGCCCAAGAAGCUCCUGCAGCCCCCACGUCUGUCUUUCUCGGAAUUGACCUGCCCAGACCUGGGCAGCCUAGGGGCUCACCACUAGCUGGAGCCAAGGAAUCCUGCCCGUGGAUGGGUUGGGCAAAAAGCAGAGCCAGUGGGAAGGGGGAUCCCUGACUGUGGAAGGAGGGGCACAGAGGCCCUUUCCCAGGACUGCUAGAUUAGGACUUCUGAAAGAGACCAGAUGUUAGCACUUUGCCCUCCCCACCCCGCACCUCGCCCAGUUUGCUGGGGAAAGGUAGGAAUAUCCUGACUCUGUUGCAGCUUGUUCUGGGAACUUGUACAGUGACUACUCUCUUUGGACCUCGGUGUCUGCUUCUGUAAAAUAGAAAUUAGGAUUAGAUGCUUCCAAGGAUCGUCAGGCAGGCUAGUCAGGCCUGUGAGAGCCUCCAAACAGCUCCCCAGUACCCAACACAAGGCUUGGUUCUGUGGGGCUCCGUGAGGCUUUGUGGCAUCAUUGAGCUUAUUUGUCCUUCUGUUCUGCACCCAGGAGACCCCAGUGAGAUCCUUGAACAGACAGUUGCACAAAAGGAAGACAAAUGGUGGACAAAGCCUUAGAGGACUGAUCCACCUCCAUGGGCCCAAGGUAGACAGGGCCCUGCUGGGACUCAAAGGACAGAGCAGCGGCACAGAUAGGCCUGGAGGGCCCACCCUGGCUCUACGGCCACUUCCCCUGCUAUGUGUCCCCGAGUCAGUGGAGCUCCACUCCAGGGUCUGGCAUUGAUGAGUGUUGGCUCCCCACUCAAGUCUGCUCCACUUUAUCCUCUUUGUGACCUCAGUCACCUUUCCCCUGUGCUCUGUGCUUAUUUUUCUUAUGGUUUCUGUUUUCUCAUAGGGCUGCUUCCUUAUACCUUUGACUUGCCAUGUCCCAAACUCUACCGAAUAGCUUUGCUCUGGCACCCCUCUGGGGUCAGCUCCUGCAGCUAACACCCUCCCUGUCUCAGCAGCUCUUGUUCCCAUUCCUGAUAGUGAGCCUCCAGUCAGCCCAGUUCAUUAGUGUGUGGCAAGUGAUGUCAUAGGUCAAAGGUUGGUCUCUGGAUUGAUUGGUUGUCCAGUCAGUGGUGUCCAGUGGACACCUGGUCUACAGCACUGCUGUCUAAGGGCCAGCAUUUGCUUAGGACUGUGGGUGGGGAAGGCAGGCAAUGUUCUUGACCUGUAGUCUAUAAUAGAGAACUAUUAUAGACCUGCUGUGGAACAAAUUGGUCAGCAAAUGAAGAAAACCCUCAAUGAGAUGGCUUGACACAAUAACCUCAACAAUGGGUGUCUUAGGCUGGGUUCUCUAGGGAAACAAAACCAAAGAAUUGUCUAUAUAUAUAUAUGUAUAUAGAGAGAUUUAUAUCAAGGAAAUGGCUCAUGCGAUUGUAGAGGCUGGAAAGUCCCAAGUCUGUGGGUCAGACAGGAGGCUUCUCCUGACCCAUGUAGCUAAAAGGGCUGGAGAUACAAAGACUGGCAGGUCAGACAACAGGCCUCUGGCUCAUAGGCUGCGGAUGCCGACAGAUCCCAAGAGCAGCAAGUGUCUUAGUUAUCUAGGGCUAUCAUAACAGAAAUACCACAAGUGGACGGCUUUAACAAAGAGAAAUUUAUUUUCUCACAAUCUAGUAGGUUACAAGU